AUGUUUCACUCUGAGAUGCUGCGGAUUAGUGACUUUGAAGGUUUGGAUGAUGGAUGGUGUCACGUGAUGAUGUCGACACCGCAAGCCAAACGCCGCCGGCUGAACGAAGCAACCAAGACGCUGCACAAGCCGUUCAAAUCACCCUUCCGCACCCCGCUGAAACCCAACAUAGGCUCUGAUCCACCGUCUUCAGACCCGCCAGAGACAGCUUCGUUUCCACCAGUGUCUACAUAUUCAGCAAGACCUGCAACAAACACCAGUACUUAUCAGCAGUCCACUGCUACGACUGCAUCUCCAGUAGCCCCCGCGACCCCUGUAGCACAUGUAUCGAAGCCGCUUGCAUCUCGUCCUGGUUCGCUAGGAACUCCACGUGGUACUAAUAGGGGCACGCCUUCUAAGCCAUCUGUUGCGCGGGAGAUCAUGCAAAUCCGCAACGAGAUACAAAUGCUUACGCAGGCCCAAACCCUCGCAACCUCGACCAAGGACGACGAUCUGAUGGUCCUGAUUGACAAAUGGCGCACAGCGAGCCGUGCAGCUGCAGAAGAGCUAUUCGGGAGUACAAGAGACCGAGUGAAUAGGAUGGGUGGGGUAGGCGCGUGGAAAGAACGGGAGAACGAGUCGAAAGAACGACAGAUGCAAUGGGAUCGAGAAGAGCGACAGGCAGAGCGAGAGAAGAUCGAGGAGGCAAAGGAGAAUGGCGAGGUUUCUGAUGAGGCGUAUGAUAGGUAUGCGGAGAUGUCUGAGGAGAAGGUCGAUGAAGAGAAGGAGACCUUCAAGCGCGGUGCUGAUGAUGAUUCUUUUACUAUGGAUAUGAUGCUGAAGACACUCAAUAUCGAUCUUGAUCUCAUCGGAUACAAUAAGGAGGCGCAACGCUGGGAUGGAUGA
This is a messenger RNA of Plenodomus lingam JN3, 885 nucleotides long. RefSeq lists its product as uncharacterized. Lineage: Eukaryota; Fungi; Ascomycota; Dothideomycetes; Pleosporales; Leptosphaeriaceae. Gene Ontology annotation, biological process: DNA recombination. The record is from RefSeq and is a predicted model, not a curated record.